Messenger RNA from Phyllopteryx taeniolatus (common seadragon), 4177 nucleotides. It is a transcript of the gene c2cd4a, whose product is annotated as C2 calcium dependent domain containing 4A. NCBI's taxonomy places the organism in Eukaryota, Metazoa, Chordata, Actinopteri, Syngnathiformes, Syngnathidae. The record is from RefSeq and is a predicted model, not a curated record. The transcript has 3 exons. Bases 256 to 1587 code for a protein of 443 amino acids.
AGCACGGGGAGAGGUCGUCUGCAGGCGCUCAAAUGUGCUGCACAAAAAAAAAAAAAAAAAAAAAAGAACAACGCACCGGACCCCUCCGAUCGGAGCCGUCCACGGAAUCGAGUUAAGACCCAGAGGUUCAAAAUCGCCGUCUGCAGAUCUCUCACUACACUUUGACCUUUUAUCUGGAGCCUUUGCUCAAUCCUGCCCAGGGAAAUCUGUAUCUUAAUAAAACAAGAGGCUUUCCAGAAUUCUGCUAGCACAUCUAUGUGGGUGGUGGAGAAGAUCUGUGUGUCAAUGGAGAGCUCCAUCCUGCCCAUGUCAUCAUCAGAAUUCAGCUUCAAGAUCGGUGACAUCAUGUUCGGGGAAAAAUCGAACAAACACAAAAGAAUUUCCCUCUUCCCUAAUGUCAUCACCCCUGACAACAUCCCAGAGUUCUGCAUCCCGCCAACCAUUCCUUCCCCGCCGGACCUAAAGAAUACGGACCACAGCCGAGCUGUUCGUGUUGCCAAAGCGAACCUCUGCGAAAAGGUUGAGGUGGUGCAUCAUGAGCUCCUGAACCCGCAUAUUAUCCAGGUGGAGAGCGUGGAUGAGGGCCCCUGUGAUGGCUGCAGUGAUGAGGAGACAACAAACGCUGAUCCUCAAAGCCAGGCUGCCUUGUCCCUCCCCCAUUUGGCCAAAGCUCAGACCUGCUACGGCUUCUGCACCUUACUGGAGAGCCCACACACCAGGAGGAAGGAGUCCCUUUUCCACUCCGAUCCAAGUUCCUCUCCCCUGCUGCUGCCCAGGAGCCGAUCCGCCACCUGCUCUAAAGUCACCUCACCCUCCUUGUCGUCGCCUUCCUCCGUUAGUCUCAACAGUCUCACAUCCAGACUUUCCCCGAGAGGACACAAUGUCAACUGGCAGGGGGCUCUGGACAGCGAUACCUCCUCUACCGAGUCGUCUCCUUUCAGUUCGCCCCUUCUGACCAGAUGCCCCACCAAGUCGUCACUCUUCAAGGCACUGAGCCAUGAACUGUUGCUAUCGAAGAACAUAAGGAAGGCCAUGGUGUCCAGGAAUAAUUCCCUCUCCACAGAUGAAGGCAGCUCGACUGACAACAGUCCCAACGUGAUGAGGAGGACGUCAGAGGGCUUAGCUGAGGGCCUCCCCAGCUGUUAUAGCCUGGCACCCCCAACUAUCUUCCCCAUGGAUUUGACCCUGCACAGGGAGCGGGUCAUGAAAGAAAAAAUUGUGCCGAUAGGGAAGGACGGCUGCCUGAGACUCUCCGCAGAGUACUGCCCAGACAACCAAAGACUGAGGGUCCGACUGAUCAGUGCAGAGGGGCUGUACCCUCUGUCCGUAGACCCCAAGAUUAUUAACUGCAGUGUCAGCAUCUCAAUGGCUCCGGGGAAAGUCCAGAAGCAGCGCAGCACCGUCAUCCGAAAAAGCCGCAAUCCCAUCUUCAAUGAAGAUUUCUUUUUCGAUGGCAUCUCAGAGGAAGACCUGAAUAUGCGCUCCCUUCACUUCAAAGUGGUCAACAAAAUGUCCACCCUCAAAAGAGACUAUCUGCUGGGUAGCAGUGAUCUGCCUCUUAGUACCAUUGUCAGCUUAAGCCAUUAGUACUUCCAAGUAUGUUAUUAAGGUAUUAUUUCUUUUCUUUUUUUUGUGAUAAGAUUUUUUUAAUGAAUAAAUUAAGGCAACCCGAACUUGGUUUACAUUCAAUUCAGUGUUGUUUCUUGAAAACCUCAUUAAUUAGGCAAACACUACAAAUGAUGAGUAGUACAGUUUUAGUUUUAGAGGUCAAAUGUCAUCAGCUAAUAAACAAAGACAGAGCCAACAAAGAAAAGCAUUUCCCUAAAUUUCCAUCAAAAUAAUUUUAAAAACAUAACUGCAUGUCUGCUUUCAUGUUUAGCUGUGCUAAAAUGGCUUCUGAAUCAGCCGGUGUGAGAAAACAAUCAUCUCAUGUUUCUUCCUAAGCCAGUUGAAAAUAUCACUAGAAAGCAGUAACCUCUGAGGGCAGUUCCCCCCCCCCCCUUGCUUAUGCAUUUUGGGUUUAACACCGUAAACAAAUGGGGGUUUUUACCUGCAUAUUGUCCUGGCUGUAAUAAAGACAUAGUACUGUAAAAAAACCUUAGCAACCCGAAUACGAAGAAAGUAGCAUGCCACCUGAAUUAGACUCUAACAGAUACCGCAGCUGCAAGACACAUUUUCUCUUAGAUUUCACAAACUACAAUAAUAUAAUUUGCUAAUAUUAAGUAAUAUUGCACCUGGAACCUAAAAUUAAACUGGGCUUUUUAUAAGGCUUUGUGUACAGUAUGAAAUAUGGUUGUUCUUUUUCGAUGACGCUAUAUUCAGAGGAAUUGAGUGUAUUUCAUUGCAAUAUAGACACACAUGGUACCUUUCGUUUGAACAACUGAGCAGAGCCACAGAGCCUAAUGUACACUCCAAACAUAUCAUGCAGCCAGCAGCAAUAAAGUGCAGGCUUAGAAGGUGCCACUAUAGCUGCUGGUUAAUGUUUAAUAGGUUUCCCGCAAGGCUCGGAAAUGCUUUGACAGAGAACUGACAUCACUUGGUAAUGACACAGCAUAAUGUGAUUAUUGAAAGACUAUAAUGAUCCAUAAUUUGUAAUGCAAAUAUUUAAUUGUAGAUUUGAUACUUUGGAUUAUGCAUUUGGGAAAAGGACAAAUAUACCUCGUUAUGAUCCACUUUCAAUCUGAACCAAUCAUUCAUGCAGCCACAAAGAGACACAAUCCAGCCUCAGCCAUUAUGAUGGAAAUAAUGGCUUGUCUUUCUGCAGACAUGGCUCGAUAAACCAGCUUUUGAAUACUGCAAUUAAUAUGUGAAGCACGUAACUGACAAAGAAAAGAAAAUACAGCUCAUACAAACCAACAGCAUGUAUUUCUCAACAAUAGCUCUUUGCACAGGAUGUUUUCAGGUCUUCUGUGGAGGCAGAUCCUGUUGGACACUUCUGUGCUGAGUGUUGACACAGCUGCGAAAUACCUACAAUAAACAAUAAAUUAAGUGUGAUUCACCUUGCUGCUCGACCACUGAUAGUAUCUGAGGAAUUUCCUGAUUUUCCUGAUUUACACUUUGAAAGAAGCAGGCACGUUGCUUUUAGCCCGUCGGCUACAGCUGCAUUAGGCUCACGGGCCAGGCUGUCAAUAGGAAAGGUCGAAGCAAUGUGUAGCAGACUACCUUUAACUUUGAAUUACCUUAGUUGGGAAAAGAAUGUAUAUUGAAAAUACACUCACUGGCUACAACAGUAGGCACACUUACACAAUCUGUCAUCUUCUACCCGUUAUUCUGUUCAGGGUCACAAAUUAAAAUUAAAUUACCAAAGUUAAUUUAAGGUGACGGCAUCACUUUCCUUAAUAAGUUGGAAACUGGUAACCACUCAGUCGAGCUACACAAUUUAAUGAGAUCCAGAAGCAAUCCAAACUGCUGAAAAGAUUGUCGGUACCCCUCUAGCCACCCUUGAGGACCUGCACGCUGCCAGAACUAAGACAAGAGCGUGCAAAAUCCUCUCGGACCCUCCACAUCCCAGUCACCUUCCCUCAGGUAGGCGCUACCGAUCAAUGAAAACUAGAACUAGCAGACAGCUUCUCCCCUCUUGCAAUCAACUUCUUAAACAGCUAACCUACGAUUGCAUUGCAACAUGCUGCCAUUUUUUUUGUCUUGAGUUUGUUGUCACAUUUCUGUCGGGCCAAUUAUACAUUACUCGUGCUCUCACUGUAGUAGUCUCGCCACGCUGCACUCUUUUCAUAUCUGUUGUUGACCAAUACUGCCCACUCAUGCCAGAGUAGCAUCUGCCCCAUUUGCACACUGACUGAGGAGUAUCUGCAACAUUUGCACAAUCAACAUUGUCCCAGAUUAUCGCAUGACUAGUCACUUUAAACUGCAUACAUUCCUUGAAGUCUCGGCGCCCUUUGCACAAUGGUCAUUGCACCGAAUUAUUGCUAUAUUAGUCAUUCAAACUGCUCGAAGUGCUAGAAGACUCUGCAUCUUUUUGCACUAUUGUAAAUAGCAUGGCAUUACCAGAUAACUAGCAACCCUUUAUUGCUCAGUGACUGUUUUUGUCAAUGUAUUUAUGUCUCAAAAGUGUUCUCUGUCAAUUGACUGUUGUCGUACGAGAGCGGCUCCCACUACCGGAGACAAAUUCCUUGUGUGUUUUUUGGACAUACUUGGCAAAUAAAGAUGAUUCUGAUUAUGA